Acanthisitta chloris (rifleman) is the source of this 211-nucleotide messenger RNA. RefSeq names its product polymerase (RNA) II (DNA directed) polypeptide J, 13.3kDa (gene POLR2J). Lineage: Eukaryota; Metazoa; Chordata; Aves; Passeriformes; Acanthisittidae. The record is from RefSeq and is a predicted model, not a curated record. Gene Ontology annotation, molecular function: protein dimerization activity. Gene Ontology annotation, biological process: transcription by RNA polymerase II. The transcript has 2 exons. Gene Ontology annotation, cellular component: RNA polymerase II, core complex. The annotation marks the transcript as partial.
GCAGUUACUCAAAGAUCCCCAAGUGUUAUUUGCAGGGUAUAAGGUGCCACAUCCUCUGGAGCAUAAGAUUAUCAUCCGUGUCCAAACGACUCCUGAUUACAGCCCCCAGGAAGCUUUCACUAAUGCCAUCACGGAUCUGAUCAGUGAGCUCUCUCUCUUGGAGGAGAGGUUCAGGGUUGCUAUUAAGGACAAGCAAGAAGGAAUUGAGUAA